AUGAAGCUCAAACUCUCAGCAGCUAAGCCUGCGGAUCCAAACGCGCCGCCAUCAGUACCGCCUACACCUGCUGCUGCCACUCCCAGCACAGGCGGUUUCAAAUUGAAGAUCAAGAACUCGCAACCGCCAACUCCUCAGAAUGAAUCAACUCCCUCACAACCGCCACGUCCACCUCAGUCUGCCAUCCCGGCCGCCAUACCCAAAAAGAUCAAGAAGCCAAAGCAGCCCACCGACGAUGCCUCGAAGAAGCGAUCGGCUCAGGACGAUAUCUCUCCAGCUCCCAAACGACCCACUAUCAAUACACAACUCCCUCCUAAGAAGAAGUUCUCCCUUAAGCUCAGUAGUGGUGGUAAUCAAGAGUCGGCCGCGUCUACACCCACCUCCGCUCGCAUCAAACUGAGCGCAGGCGCCAGGAAACAAAGCUUUGGUCCCAAGUCAAUUUCUAUCGUAUCCAGGAAAUACGUACCCAAGCGUCCCGUCGGUGUUGGUUACGAUUCCGAGGCAAGCGACGCUGAAGACGACCCAGCUAUCGAGCACCAAUGGAUCUUACGCAUGGAACCUGGUCCGGACUGCGAAUAUCUGCGUGAAGCUAUCGCAAAUAAGACUUUGGGUGAGAAGCCAGAAGCAGGCGGCGCCUAUGUCAAUCUCAAGUUUCUGGACAAGGACUUGCGACGCGCUCUUGUUACCGUCAACAAGACCAAUUAUGCUGCUGUCAUGGUCGAUCUACCAACCAUCGUCGAAGGAAUGAAGAGUUGGGACAAAAGAGGAUGGUGGAAGGUCGCCGACAUUUGCCAAAUGCUGCUAGUCUUGGGAACCACCGACAGUGAGACGACAGCCAAAAACCAUCCUCUACCACGCGAAGUCAACAAGAGCACAUUUGCAUAUGCCCAUGGCUUGACACCGCCGAUGCACUGGGUUCGUAAGAGACGUUUCAGACAACGAGCUAGUUACAAGUCUGUUGAACAUGUUGAUGAUGAGGUGGAACGUCUCAUAAAAGCCGACGAACUGGUUGAAAAGGCAGGGGGUACUGUGACAUAUAACAUUAUCGAUCACGAUGCUCCCGAUCCGCAAGCUCAAGGCGACCAAGAAGAAUACUACGACGAAGACGAGCCAGCCGAUUACAGAACGACAGUCGAGGAUGCAUUCGGUCAGGCCUACACUACAGAACCCAUGCAAGAGGAAGAUGACGACGAAGAUCUAGAAGGCAUGCUUGGUGCUGCUUUGUUCGACGAAGAUAUGACCGACGCGCCACCCUUACCUGCAGCCGAUGCGGCCGCCGAGAUGGGAGCCGUCCAGACAGCCAUGGCAGAAGCCGAACCAGAAACCGAAGCACCAACACCAGCAGCAUCUGCCGAAACCCCCGCACCAGCGCAAGAAGGCUCUAGCGAUGAAGACGACGAUUCCGAAGAAUCCGACGAGGACGAAGAUGAAGGUCCCGAUACCAUCGACGAGGAGUUGGUCGCAGAACAAGCGGUGCAAGCUCAAGUACGCGAGGAGAUUGAGGACCUGGAGAAGGAGGUUGCGAAUGCGCGCGCUAACGUCGAGCGCUCCAUGAACCCCAUGCUCAGGCAACGCAACAUCAACAAGCUACAGAGUCUGGAGAGCGAACUCGCCAUGAAACGUAGAAACUUUGGCAUGGAAGUCGAUGAAGACGAUGAAGAUAAUGGGGAGUGA
Aureobasidium pullulans EXF-150 is the source of this 1674-nucleotide messenger RNA. RefSeq lists its product as uncharacterized. Gene Ontology annotation, biological process: transcription initiation at RNA polymerase II promoter; RNA polymerase II preinitiation complex assembly. NCBI's taxonomy places the organism in Eukaryota, Fungi, Ascomycota, Dothideomycetes, Dothideales, Saccotheciaceae. Gene Ontology annotation, cellular component: transcription factor TFIID complex. The record is from RefSeq and is a predicted model, not a curated record. Gene Ontology annotation, molecular function: RNA polymerase II general transcription initiation factor activity. The transcript has a single exon. The coding region runs from base 1 to 1674 and encodes 557 amino acids.